Molecule: messenger RNA, 2394 nt
Organism: Closterium sp. NIES-65
Lineage: Eukaryota; Viridiplantae; Streptophyta; Zygnematophyceae; Desmidiales; Closteriaceae
Source: the annotation of a GenBank genome assembly
AUGCGUCGCGUGUCUCCCAGUCUCCGGAGUAGAGCUGCUGGUGCUGGGGUCCCCGUGGUUGACGCUGCUACUGGUGCUGCGGACCCUGGUGCUGGAGGUGCUGCUGCUGCUGGCGGUGCUGCUGGAGGUGCUGCUGGUGCUGCUGGAGGUGCUGCUGGUGCUGAGGACCCGGGCGUUGGAGCUGCCGGCGGUGCUGCUGGUGCUGCUGGAGGUGUUGCUGUUGCUGAGGACCUUGGUGUUGGAGCUGCUGCUGGAGUUGAGGACCCGGGGGUUGGAGCUGCUACUGGUGGUGAGGACCCUGCCGCUGGUGUCUCUGUUGGUUCUGGAGUUGCUCCACGGCCCCGACCGUACUUCGUUUCGCUCCUUCAGCAGGUUCUUCGUCAGCCUCCUCCUCCUUGUCCUCCUCCUUCCUUAGAGUGUCCGCAGUUGGUCCAGUCACAGCCACAGUUACCGCCUGCCUCCCCUCUCCCUGGUCCUACUCCUUACACUGGUCCGACUGGAGGUCUUACUGAGCGUCGUGAGCCUGAGUCACGUCCUGUGUCGCCUGCGUCUCGUCGUGUGUCACCUGUUCGUGCUGCUACCACUGGUCAUCGUGUCCCGCGUCAGCGUCCUCCUGCUGUCCCCGGCACUCACCAGAUGGCGCUUCGUCAGUCCACUGCUCCACAGCGUGUCCCUCUCCCGUCGCCUCCUGCGUCCUUUCUUCCUGCUCUUGCUGACCCGGCGUCAGACUCCCUUCAAGCUGCCAGUCCUACUAUCACGCGUCUCCUGGCUACUGUUGUCACUGACCCUUCGUUUGAGUCCACUGCGGCGUCUGCCCUAGUUGCUGAGCUUGUCGACUUUGCUGCCACGUGUCGUCUGGACUACGCUGCGAGUCUGGUUGCUGAGUCUGAGUCUGUCUGUCCUCCGUCCGUCGGGGGUGAGUGUGCUCUUGGCACGGACGUCCUUGAGGACAGGCAGGAGGAGUUUGAGUGCUUUGCCGCUGCUUUGCCCCAUCUCGUGUCCAUGCUUGUUGCCCCUGAGGGAGACCCGGAUGCUCUAGACAUCCCGACCCCACGCUCUUACGCAGAGGCGAUGACCGGUCCCUACUCCUCUCAGUGGCAGACAGCCAUGGACGCAAAGAUGGCUUCCUGGAAGUCCACAGGCACCUACGUCGACGAGGUUCCCCCACCUGGGGCGAACAUCGUCAGUGGCAUGUGGAUCUUCAGGGUGAAGCGGCCGCCGGGCUCUCCGCCUGUCUUCAAGGCGCGUUACGUUGCACGAGGCUUCAUCUACGGUCUCCGCCAGGCGCCGCGUGAGUGGCACGACACACUGAGGACUACAAUUGCGGCUCUUGGGUUUGCUCCUUCUACUGCUGACCCGUCGCUGUUUCUGCGCACCGACACCUCGCUGCCGCCGUUCUACAUCCUCGUGUACGUCGACGACUUGGUCUUUGCCACUGCUGACACUGCUGGUCUCGCCCACAUGAAGUCGGAGCUGCAGAAGAGACACACGUGCACAGACCUGGGUGAACUGACAAGCUACCUUGGCUUGCGGAUCACCCGGGACAGAGCACGCCUCACCAUCACCUUGACUCAGUCACACAUGGUGCAGCAGGUCCUUCAGCGCUUCCGCUUCACGCACUCUUCGCCUCAGCCCACUCCUCUGCCUACCGGUCACUCGCUCUCAGCUCUGCCUUCGGAUGAGUCCGUAGAGCCGAGUGGCCCGUAUCCAGAGCUUGUGGGCUGCCUCAUGUACCUGAUGACCUACACUCGACCUGACCUUGCAUACCCUCUCAGCAUCUUAGCACGCUAUGUCGCUCCCGGCCGUCACCGGAAGGAGCACAUGGAUGCAGCUAAGAGGGUGUUGCGCUACUUGUGCAGUACGUCGGGCAUGGGGCUAGUGCUUGGAGGGCGAGACCGGCCUGUUCUCACUGGGCACUCAGACGCUUCUUGGGCAGACAACCAGGCUACUCAGCGGUCGUCUCAGGGUUACACCUUCAGUCUUGGCUCUGGCUCUGUCUCUUGGCGUUCUACUCGCUCUUCUUCUGUUCUCAGCUCCAGCUGUGAGGCUGAGAUGUACGCCACGGCCAUGGCUGCCCAGGAGCUUCGCUGGCUCACCUACCUGCUGACUGACCUUGGAGAGCAGCCUCGUUCUCCUCCAGUGCUGUACGUCGACAACAAGGCCACCAUUGCCUUGUGUGAGGAGCACAGACUGGAGCACAGGACGAAGCACAUUGCUCUGCGCUACUUUCUUGCUCGAGAGCUACAGCAGCGUGGUCAGCUUCUUCUGCGUUACGUGGCCACUGAGGCCAACACUGCUGAUGUGUUCACCAAGGCGCUUCCGCCUGUUGACCAUCAGCGCUUUUGCACUCUUCUAGGCCUUGUGCCGACUGGUCCUCACUUGCUCACUUCUUGA